AUGUGUGGUUGGUGUGUGGACCAUGUGUGGUUGGUGAGUGGACCAUGUGUGGUUGGCGUGUGGACCAUGUGUGGUUGGCGUGUGGACCAUGUGUGGUUGGUGUGUGGACCAUGUGUGGUUGGUGUGAAGACCAUGUGUGGUUGGUGUGUGGACGAUGUGUGGCUGGUGUGUGUUUGGUGUGUGGACGAUGUGUGGUUGGUGUGUGUUUGGUGUGUGGACCAUGUGUGGUUGGUGUGUGGACCAUGUGUGGCUGGUGUGUGGUUGGUGUGUGGACCAUGUGUGGUUGGUGUGUGGACCAUGUGUGGUUGGUGUGUGGACGAUGUGUGGCUGGUGUGUGGUUGGUGUGUGGCUGGUGUGUGGUUGGUGUGUGGUUGGUGUGUGGACCAUGUGUGGUUGGUGUGUGGACCAUGUGUGGUUGGUGUGAAGACCAUGUGUGGUUGGUGUGUGGACGAUGUGUGGCUGGUGUGUGUUUGGUGUGUGGACGAUGUGUGGUUGGUGUGUGUUUGGUGUGUGGACCAUGUGUGGUUGGUGUGUGGACCAUGUGUGGCUGGUGUGUGGUUGGUGUGUGGACCAUGUGUGGUUGGUGUGUGGACCAUGUGUGGUUGGUGUGUGGACGAUGUGUGGCUGGUGUGUGGUUGGUGUGUGGCUGGUGUGUGGUUGGUGUGUGUUUGGUGUGUGGACCAUGUGUGGUUGGUGUGUGGACCAUGUGUGGUUGGUGUGUGGACCAUGAGUGGACCCCGGAUGUUCACGGUGAGUUCAGGCGUCCUGUGA
This is a messenger RNA of Knipowitschia caucasica, 771 nucleotides long. The record is from the annotation of a GenBank genome assembly. NCBI's taxonomy places the organism in Eukaryota, Metazoa, Chordata, Actinopteri, Gobiiformes, Gobiidae.